GUGGAAUAGAGCAGCCAGUCUGCGCUGAAACAUGAAGCCAACCAUCAGAACAACUUGUCAUUUACUUCAACAUGCCAAGUGUAUCUUCUGAAAGAGUUCCUAACCGCGCACUUUUUAAACCUCGCCAUAAACACGCAGGCUAAAACUAUAACUUGUCUUCUCUGUCCCGGACAUGUGAACGAGAGACGUAGUCACAACUUUUCUCUCGGCCGGGAGGAGGCUUACCGGAAAGACUCCGAGCAGCCACUGUUUAUCCGGCCGCGUCCAGCCUCCGGGGCGCACUCCAGUCUCUGUUGCGCACACAAUGGAAAACAAAACAAGCGGAAGGAUGAGCGCCAUCAGCACCUCGCUCGCCGACUCCACCGACAAGAGAGUAAGUGACUUGAUUGAAGCUAGCUUCAUGAAUGAUAAACUACCAAACGAGUCACAGCCUCUGACUCGCAUGUCCUCCGCCGCGCGUAAUUUUGGAAACGUCGGCGCACUGUUCCACGGCUUUAAUUCGAGCGGCGACGGCGCGGUUUUCAAAGACUGCGCAGUGCUCGAUGCUUCUUCACCCGCCGUAAAACAGUUCUACGACCGCGGCGCCGAGUAUCUGAAGUGUGACGCUGUGUCGUGGGAGGAUUUUGCAAAAGUUCAGAGGACGAACGUGGCCAGGUCCGAAAGUUUAAGCCUCUCCUCGGCCACCGGAGCGUUUAAGUUCAUCAAAGACGAAAAGGAGCCCUCUGUGAUUAUGGACACCCCGUGUCCCAACUUCGACCCGUCGUCAGCGAUGCCGGCCAUCGACACCUGCUGCGACACCGACCGGAAGCUGGUGCUGACCGACGGGGAGUCGACCGGCUUCACGCCGGCUGCGGCGGGAUCUCCGAACUUCUUGCUCGAGCUGAACCAGGUGGAGCAGCUCCCGGCGCUCAGCCAGGUGAGGACCGACUCCAGGAGCUGCCUGUCCGGGAAGGCUGUCGUCGGUUUUGACGCCGACACGAACACAGGCCAGCAGCUGACGGCGUACAAGAGCGAAGCCCCGCGCUGGCAGACGCAGACGUCUCCGGCCGAGCCUCAGUACUGGUGCCAGUCCGCGGGGGGGACCGAGGAGCUGUUCGCGCACGGCAGCUUCGAAGGGUUCCAGACUCCGGCCCUGACGCACAGGAACCCGUCCCCUUACUCCGCCUUCCCCGGCAUGCCACCUCAGAGGCUGUGUGUGAUCUGUGGCGAUGAGGCGUCUGGUUGCCACUACGGAGUUUUAACCUGCGGGAGCUGCAAAGUCUUCUUCAAGAGAGCAGUGGAAGGCCAUCACAGCUACCUCUGCGCUGGGCGGAAUGACUGCAUUGUGGACAAAAUUCGGCGGAAGAAUUGCCCCGCCUGCCGCCUCCGAAAGUGCUACCAAGCGGGAAUGAUGCUCGGAGGCAGGAAGCUGAAGCGUUUCGGGGCCUUGAAGGCCUUGGGUUUCGACCCGUCCCUGAUGUUCCAGUCUCACUUGGCCAUGUCUGGCGACAACCAGGCCUUGACCUCCAUGUCUUGCGUACCGGGCAUCCGUGAGGUGCAACUCUCCCAACAGAUCCUCAACAUCCUGGAAAACAUCGAACCGGAGACGGUGUACUCCGGCUACGACAGCAGCCAGUCCGAGGGGCCGCACAUUCUGCUCAACAGCCUCAACCGGCUGUGUGAGAAGCAGCUGCUGUGGAUCGUCAAGUGGUCCAAGUCCCUGCCAGGGUUUCGUAAUCUUCACAUCACUGAUCAGAUGACCCUCAUCCAGUACUCGUGGAUGAACCUGAUGGUGUUCUCUCUUGGCUGGCGCUCCUUUCAGAACGUCACCAGUGAAUAUUUGUACUUUGCUCCUGAUCUUAUUCUCAGUCAGGAGCAAAUGAGGAGAUCUCCGAUUUACGACCUCUGCCUGGCAAUACAGUUCAUCCCCCAAGAGUUUUCAAAUCUCCAAGUGACCCGUGAGGAAUUUCUCUGCAUGAAAGCCAUCAUUUUACUUAACACAGUGCCUUUGGAGGGACUCAAAAGUCAGGCCGCAUUUGAAGACAUGAGACAAAACUACAUCCGGGAGCUGACCAAGGCCAUCCACGUCAGGGAGAAGGGCUUGGUGGCGAGCUCACAGCGAUUCUUCCACCUCACCAAACUGAUGGACGUCAUGCACGAUAUUGUGAAAAAGGUCAACUUGUUCUGUCUGACCACCUUCAUCCAGGCAGACGCCAUGAGGGUUGAGUUUCCAGAGAUGAUGUCAGAGGUCAUUGCCUCCCAGCUUCCCAAGGUCCUGGCUGGCAUGGUGAGGCCCCUGGUGUUCCACACCAAGUGAUGAAGCCCAGCGCACACGUCAGAAACCGGCGGAGACUUCUUGUGAAUUAUUUCCCCCACAAUUACUGGAUUCUUUAUAGCCUUCGUCUAUUGCAGUCAGUCAUUUAUACUCUCCCCAAUUUCCUGUAAUGGUUUUUAAGGGUUAAACAGAAUGUCGUCCUUUAAAAAUGUGUUCUUCAGGACAGAGCUAUCUUGAAUAUUAUAAAGUUAGAAGCACCAAUCAAUAAAUCUCCUCUGUUUAAGUCUGGUGUAUCCAAGCGUUUCCAUCCUACAGCUCGGGUAUAGAUGGUACACACUAGCUGAUGAAAGUUGAGAAUCACUAAUUUCUAUUUUUGUACUGAAGCUGAACAAAAAAGCAUUCUCACCAACCAUUUAUUCAGGAGACACUGAAACCUGCGACUAAUUAAAUUACACAAUCAGUUACAUAUUUGAUUAAAAACAAGCAAAUCUUAAUUUUUUUUAAUUUCAGAAGGUGAGAUUUCAAGUGAGUACAGAAGUUCAUAAAAAGGCCCCAUUUCACAAUAAAAUGUCUGGAUCAGUCCAAACAAAUAAUCUCUUUCUCCUCGAAAUCAAAAUGAAUUACAACUAAAACCCGUACACAUGUUUUUGAGCUGUACACACGACACAAAUAAAUGUGAUAAAUAUAUAACUUCCCUGGUGGAAGUAUUAGAAACGUGUUAUUAAGAUGUUAAACUGCAUCAUCUCUCAGUCUAAUCUUAGCUUUAAAAAACAAAAUAGACCAACCAAAAGCAGAGACAGUUCACGCCCUCACAAUAUAUUCUCACUUCCUGCUUUACAUUUUAAACUUCUAGCUGCAGUGAAACUCGCCAACUGGGACAAAGAAUUUGGACCACAGGUCGAAUGAAUCACGCCGUUUAUUUAAAGACAUGUUUAUGCACCGUCAAAAUACAGUAGAUGAUUGCAAGGAAACAAGCAAUAUAUAUUUAAAAUACCAAAAUGUUACAUAUUUAGGAUAUGAAUAUCACUUCCCCUCCAAAUUCAGACUGUAAGGGAGUAUUACUCCAGCAUAUAUGCUCAGGUCGCCUCGCACUCUUAAAAAUGUAAGUACAAAAGAACAUCAUGAUCCUGACAUUUGGAGUACAUUCUCAGUUUGUAAUUACUGCAUAGCGUGUGUGUUGUUGAUCAGUCUCUAUAUUUAAAAACGGUUCCUUUUUUCCUGAAAUAGUACCACUGAAGUUACCUUCUUUUCAAUAAUCGUGACCAUUGUACCUUGGAAAUGUUGUGGCAGAAAUUUAAAAAAGAAAUAUAAAAUGAUAUCGUGACCACUAUAUAAUCUGGUGCCAGUGUACCAGUGAGUACAGUACCACAAGGGACAUUAAACUUAACCUCCAGAAAGCAUUCAUGAGAUUAUAACAAAAAAACAAAAAAAAGAAAUUGUAAAAAUAUUUGGCACGGCAUAUAUUUGCUGUGAUAAUUUAAAGUAAUAAACAGUUAAACAAAGUAAAUAUUUUGGAUUAACAAGUACAGAAGAAGUCAUGAGCACUACUGUCCAGUGCAGUACUGUGUAGCUCACAGGAACGUGAGCCGGUUCAGUGGAUGGACAACGAUCACAAACAUGGACGUUAAGGUGCAAACCCAUUCUGCUUCUCUUCAUUAGAUUCUCAUAGAUUAGAUCAGUGUCACGGUUCAAAAAAUCCCAUUUUGUUUCAAUUACAGCUGAUAGAGGAUUUUUGUGAAACUGGAUUUCCUUUGAUGAAAGGAAAGUGUUAUGUCGAUAUAAUGAGAAUGUUAAAAGAUAAUAUAUUUCUGAGAAUAAAACUUGUGAAAUUA
Pseudoliparis swirei is the source of this 4086-nucleotide messenger RNA. RefSeq names its product progesterone receptor (gene pgr). The transcript has 8 exons. Gene Ontology annotation, molecular function: sequence-specific DNA binding; zinc ion binding; DNA-binding transcription factor activity. Bases 305 to 2296 code for a protein of 663 amino acids. Lineage: Eukaryota; Metazoa; Chordata; Actinopteri; Perciformes; Liparidae. The record is from RefSeq and is a predicted model, not a curated record. Gene Ontology annotation, biological process: regulation of DNA-templated transcription.